This is a messenger RNA of Chinchilla lanigera (long-tailed chinchilla), 5588 nucleotides long. RefSeq names its product erythrocyte membrane protein band 4.1-like 3 (gene Epb41l3). Lineage: Eukaryota; Metazoa; Chordata; Mammalia; Rodentia; Chinchillidae. Bases 927 to 4451 code for a protein of 1174 amino acids. Gene Ontology annotation, biological process: cortical actin cytoskeleton organization. The record is from RefSeq and is a predicted model, not a curated record. The transcript has 29 exons. Gene Ontology annotation, molecular function: structural molecule activity; actin binding. Gene Ontology annotation, cellular component: plasma membrane; cytoskeleton.
AGGACAAGUUUCUAGUGCUCACAGCAGUCCACAGAAAGUUCUGAGAAGAGCGUGCAGAUAUAGUUGUGUGUCACUUAACGACAGAGAUGCGUUCUGAGGACUGCGUUAUUAGGGGUUUCUGUCACUGUGUGACCAUCUCAGAGUUAUUUACACAAGCACUUUGGAAACCCUGGGAAUCUAACAUGUGAGAUUAAAGUGACCUAAGCAGGGUGCAGCAAGACCCUGGAGGCCUCUCCUGAGGGAAAGAGGAUCCCCAAGCCAAGUCCUGUGAUGAGUAUGAAUGUUCUAAGACGGAAAGUCUUCAGGUUUGGUCUGGAAUCAGUGAACUAGGAAGCAGAAAGACCAAGAUGAGGCAAAGAAGGUCAGGGAAUUAAGUAACUUCGUGAAACUAUAAGUGACCCCAGUAUUUAAGUUAAAACUUGCUUUCACACCAAUAAAAAUGAGAUGAUCUGCAAAUGUUAAACGCAAUACCAUGCAAGCAAUGAAAUCCCUCUUCCACCUAACGCUCAGUGUUGUGAGAUCACAGCCUGUCUCCUACAGGAUACAUCUUACUGCAGCGAAGUUAUGCAAGGUGUGUAGAGAUAUUCGGAAGUGAGUCUAUGUUAGAAAUGAACAAAUGAAGAAUUGGUCCUGGCAUGUUUUCUGGAAGUAAACUUUUUCCUUUAUGGUCAGCUAAAUCCAGAUGAGAUUCUGCCAAUGAAAAGGGGACGAGAAGAACACUGCCGCACAGUCCUCUUCUGGAUCCAGAGGGAGGGAGAGGUGGUGGCAGCAGGCAGACGCUGAUCUACAUAUAAUUCAAACCUCACUGGGGACGCGCUGUUCAGAGGGGCCAGGGCCCCAUGGGCACAGGUCUGUACCACAGUGCGCUGGAGGGCACCGCGUGGAGCAGACGGAUCCCACGUCCUACUGGCGAUGUCAGUGGAUAGAUGUUCCCCAGCUUGCCUUUCGAACAAUCAACCAUGACGACUGAAUCUGGAUCAGACUCAGAAUCCAAGCCGGAGCAGGAGGCCGCGCCCCAGGAGGCGGCAGGGGCCCAGGGGCCUGCGGAGGCGCAGGGCGUGGAGCCCCAGGCACUGGAGCAGUUCGAGGGCGCUGCAGCACACAGCACCCCGGUGCACAGGGAGGUCACCGACAAGGAGCAGGAGUUUGCUGCUGCAGCUGCGAAACAGCUCGAGUAUCAGCAGUUUGAAGACGAUAAACUUUCUCAGAAGUCAUCCAGCAGUAAACUCUCCCGCUCUCCAUUAAAGAUCGUCAAAAAGCCCAAAAGUAUGCAGUGCAAGGUGGUCCUUCUGGACGGCUCGGAGUACACCUGUGACGUGGAGAAACGCUCCAGAGGGCAAGUGCUGUUCGACAAAGUGUGCGAGCACCUGAACCUGCUGGAGAAGGACUACUUCGGCCUCACCUAUCGCGACGCCGAGAACCAGAAGAAUUGGCUGGACCCUGCUAAGGAAAUUAAAAAACAGAUCCGAAGCGGUGCUUGGCACUUUUCAUUCAACGUGAAAUUUUACCCACCAGACCCUUCCCAGCUCUCUGAAGAUAUAACCAGGUACUACCUCUGCCUACAACUGCGUGACGACAUCGUGUCCGGGCGGCUGCCCUGCUCCUUUGUGACCCUUGCCCUGCUGGGCUCCUACACAGUCCAGUCAGAGCUUGGAGACUAUGACCCGGACGAGUGUGGGAGUGAUUACAUCAGCGAGUUCCGCUUCGCCCCGAACCACACGAAGGAGCUGGAGGACAAGGUGAUCGAGCUGCACAAGAGCCACAGAGGAAUGACACCAGCGGAAGCAGAAAUGCAUUUCUUGGAAAACGCCAAAAAGCUCUCCAUGUAUGGGGUAGAUUUACAUCAUGCCAAGGAUUCAGAAGGAGUAGAAAUCAUGUUAGGAGUUUGUGCGAGUGGCCUAUUGAUAUAUCGUGACCGACUGCGAAUAAACAGAUUUGCUUGGCCCAAGGUUCUAAAGAUUUCGUACAAAAGAAACAAUUUUUACAUUAAGAUUCGGCCGGGGGAGUUUGAACAAUUUGAAAGCACCAUUGGGUUUAAGCUGCCAAACCACCGAGCUGCUAAGCGUUUGUGGAAGGUGUGUGUUGAGCACCACACGUUUUUCAGACUGUUAUUGCCAGAAGCACCGCCAAAGAAAUUCCUCACCUUGGGUUCCAAGUUCCGGUACAGCGGCCGGACGCAAGCGCAGACCAGGAGGGCCAGCGCGCUGAUAGACCGCCCCGCACCUUACUUUGAGCGCUCGUCCAGCAAGCGCUACACCAUGUCGCGCAGCUUGGAUGGAGCAUCAGUGAAUGAAAACCAUGAAAUAUACAUGAAGGAUUCUAUGUCUGCUGCAGAGGUUGGUACUGGCCAGUACGCCACCACAAAGGGCAUCUCUCAGACCAACUUGAUCACCACUGUGACUCCGGAGAAAAAGGCCGAGGAGGAGCACGACGAGGAGGAGGACAGACGGAGGAAGGCCGAGGAGGCCACGCCCGUCUCCGCGAUCCGGCACGAGGGAAAGCCCCCCGGGCUUGGCACUGACUCACGCCCCUUGUCCCCCCCGGCAGCCCAUUGCGACCCCUCAUCUCCCCCAGAGCUCCGGAGGAGGUGUACGGAGAAGGAGCACAAAGCGCCAGGCUGCGAGGCGCCCCGAGCAGAGCCCGCGCCCGACGAGCCCGCGGCGGACGCCCAGGGCCAAGUGAAGGCGUGCCCGGGCGACCCGGACGUGCUCUUCCGCUGCAGGCGGCCGGCCAGCAGGGGCGCCACCCUGUUCUCCUUCUCCUUGCAGCUCCCGGAGGGCUUCCCGUCGCUGCUCGAUGACGACGGGUACCUCUCUUUCCCCAGCCUGUCCGAGACCAAUCUCCUGCCCCAGAGCCUGCAGCAUUACCUCCCGAUCCGCUCGCCCUCCCUCGUGCCCUGCUUCCUCUUCAUCUUCUCCUUCCUGCUGUCCGCCUCCUUCUCAGUGCCCUACGCCCUCACGCUCUCCUUCCCUCUGGCUCUGUGCCUCUGCUACCUGGAGCCCAAGGCGGCCUCCUUGAGCGCCUCCCUAGACAAUGACCCGAGUGACAGUUCAGAGGAAGAGACAGACAGUGAGCGCACGGACACCGCAGCCGAUGGGGAGACUACCGCCACCGAGUCGGACCAGGAGGAAGAUGCGGAGCUCAAGGCACAGGAGCUAGACAAAACUCAAGAUGAACUGAUGAAACAUCAGACCAACAUUAGUGAGCUGAAAAGAACAUUUUUAGAAACCUCCACAGAGACGGCCGUAACGAAUGAGUGGGAGAAGAGGCUUUCUACCUCCCCGGUGCGGCUGGCGGCCCGGCAGGAGGACGCACCCAUGAUCGAGCCCCUUGUGCCUGAGGAGACCAAAGAAGAAAGAGAGAUUUCUGAAAAAGUUAUAUUUUUGCAGCAAGGAAGUUCUGCAUUCCUUGAGUCUCAGCCGAGUGUUACAAAGAAAAUACAAGAAGGAGACUCUGCUGGGUCUGUGGCUACUUCUCAUCAAAUAAUUUUCCAGAAAACUGUCCCAUCGGCACUAGAGACCAAGCAGUCUUCUGGAGAAAAGCUCAUGGAUGGCUCUGAGAUCUUCAGUUUACUAGAGUCAGCGCGCAAGCCUACAGAAUUCAUAGGCGGGGUGACUUCCACUUCGCAGAGCUGGGUGCAGAAGGUGGAAACCAAGACCGAGUCCAGCGAAGCAGAGGUGGAGAAGACCCCGCAGCACCCGCAGCUCAGCACGGAUAAGCUGGUGCAGGAGACCGUGUUGGUGGAGGAGCGGCGCGUGGUGAAUGUGCAUGCGAGCGGGGAUGCUCCUCACACAGCGGGGGGUGAUGAUGUGGAGACUGCAGCACAGCCCUCUCCCCGCGAAGCUUCUGGCGCAAAGGGGAAGGAGGGCUCUGCUCUGGCUGAGGUGGCAAAAGAAGAGAGAGAGAAAGAGGCUGAUAAACCUGUCCUAGGACAGGAAGAGGCAGCCACUGCCUCCCACAAGCCAGAGGAGGGACCAGGAGCAGCCAUCCCCAUUUCUGAAACUUCAGAACAAAAGGCUCAUUUUGAGUCGUCAACCGUGAAGACGGAAACUGUCAGUUUCGGCAGUCUUUCACCAGGGGGCGGGAAACUAGACGCUUCUACCAAGGAAGUGCCAAUCGUUCACACAGAAACGAAAACCAUCACGUACGAAUCCUCACAGGUCGAUCCCGGGGCUGAUCUGGAGCCAGGCGUGCUGAUGAGUGCUCAGACGAUCACUUCGGAGACCACCAGCACCACCACUACCACACACAUCACCAAAACUGUGAAAGGAGGCAUUUCGGAGACCAGGAUCGAGAAAAGAAUAGUCAUCACAGGAGAUGCUGACAUUGACCAUGACCAGGCUCUGGCUCAGGCAAUUAAAGAGGCCAAAGAGCAGCACCCUGACAUGUCAGUGACCAAAGUAGUGGUCCAUAAAGAGACAGAGAUCACACCGGAAGAUGGAGAGGAUUGACGGAGGAAUAACUUAACUUGCACAUGAAUCCAGUAUUUGCAAUCCAUUAGGAAAACCAGAGCCUCUAAGGAGUCGCCUCUUCUGACCCAACUGACUUGUAUCUGUCCGUGGAAAAUUCCAAUCCAGAAGAACUGACCUUGACCGUUACGACACUGGCAGAGAGAUCGUCCCAUAAUAAAGCAAUCGGAAUCAGCAUCACUAAACUGAUAUUGCAUGAAGCAAGGAUAAAAUUACAAACGAGCAGCAUUUCUACUUUUCACAAAACGUCUCAGUUUUCAGCUGUACCUGCACGUUCACAACCAACAAUAUAAACAGUGGUCUCAUGUAACCCAUCAACAGUUCAUGCCUUUCAUAGUUUAUUAUUAUUAAAGUCUCAACAAAAUUGCAACUUCUUAGGCGACAGAUCUUUUGUUUACAGAUACAUGGAGAUUACCCUACAAUGCUAGAAGCUGUCUAGGUCUGGUGUGUCCAGUUUAUCCCAGAUUAGAUGUGCCAAUAACCAAGUCUUUUCAGUCAACAACUUGAAUCUCGUACUUGUUUCAUCUGGUUUUAUUAUUCUCACCCAUGAACAGUAACGACUCUCUGACCCUCUGGAAAUAUUUAAUGCUUACAAUCUUGCUUUGUGCAUCUAAUUUAAUCCGUUAAAAGGUAGUGCUGAUUUUAGCAUAUUAAUGUGAUUUCUUCCUUGUUGUUCGCUUUGGUCUGCGUUCCAUCUGGAAAGCUUCCCAGAGCUCCCUAACAAGUCCCAAAUGUGUAAAUUGUCAUCGUUUGGGAGAGAAAACCUGUGUUUUUGUUAGUUUACAAUAUUAUGAACUUUCACUCCCAGAAAACCCAGUGAGCUUCUGCUGCUGUGUUCUUUCUUUGUUUCUUUUUCUUGGUAUUUUUUUCAUUGAUUUUUUUCUUCUUUUUACUUGAAAAAAGAGUUUUAUUUCCAAAUCUGGUCCAUAUUUACAAUCUAGUUCAGAGCCAAGCCUUAAACUGUACAGACUUUCCACUGUAAUUAAAACUAUUUAGUGUUUAGUUAUAAAUAGCCUUCAGAAAGAUAUAUUCUCCAUUACACUGUCGACUGCAUUACACCCCGUGGUGAAUGAUGUUUCUGCAUAGCAAAAUAAAAAUGACAAAUGCAUCGAAAACUAA